AUGCCCGAUCUACUCAAUAAUGGAUCACUAACCAAGUUAAUCUUUGGACGAUGGUACUCCAAACCAAUCACAUUGGGAUGUCUACCAAACACUUUGGCCAUCCUAUCGUUUGGAUCGAACUACAACCAGCCAUUGACUAAGGAUGUACUGCCCAAGUCACUCACAUCACUAUCACUUGGCAAAGAGUACCAUUCAUCUGUUGUCUUUCCAAGCAAACUACAGUCACUACAAAUCGAAGACCUAUCACAGUUGAUCUAUCUUCAACAGUUACCGUCAUCCAUAGAGUCAAUUGAGUUUAGAUUUAUAGAUGUUGGAAACAAAGCAUCAUUCACUUUUGAUUCAAUGUCACGUCAUGUGUCAUCAUCUACUAUACAACGAUUGACAAUCUAUGCCUCUGCUGACUACUCGUGUCCAGAUUAUGCGACCAGCCGGGUUGUGAUGCCCAAAGGUGGUGCAAAGGCAGUUCAACAACGUCUUAUCAAGAGCUCAAUAGGACUGCUGAAGUCAACUACUGUCAAACACUAUCGAUUGCACACUCGUGUAAAGGUCAACAUGCAAUGCUUUGAUCAAGUUGUUGACUAUCGAAUGUUGGAUGAUCGCAAUGUCCUUUGUGUGUACAAGGAGAUUGGAGUGGAGACCAUUGUGUACAAGAUACUUCCAUUAUUGAAAAGAACACCCAAGACUAAGAUCAAAGGUGUCCUCCAGUCAUUGGUAAAGAAGAAUACAUAA
This is a messenger RNA of Acytostelium subglobosum LB1, 729 nucleotides long. RefSeq lists its product as hypothetical. NCBI's taxonomy places the organism in Eukaryota, Evosea, Eumycetozoa, Acytosteliales, Acytosteliaceae. The transcript has a single exon. The record is from RefSeq and is a predicted model, not a curated record. The coding region runs from base 1 to 729 and encodes 242 amino acids.